This is a messenger RNA of Carassius gibelio (silver crucian carp), 2814 nucleotides long. RefSeq names its product dynein axonemal intermediate chain 4 (gene dnai4). The coding region runs from base 116 to 2497 and encodes 793 amino acids. Gene Ontology annotation, biological process: cilium movement. Gene Ontology annotation, molecular function: dynein heavy chain binding; dynein light chain binding. The transcript is spliced from 17 exons. Gene Ontology annotation, cellular component: axonemal dynein complex. The record is from RefSeq and is a predicted model, not a curated record. Lineage: Eukaryota; Metazoa; Chordata; Actinopteri; Cypriniformes; Cyprinidae.
UUUCUAUGGAAAUUUCAAACACGAAGCCUCAGCACCGGUUUGUUGUCCUGCAUGUAACUUCAAACCAUCAAACUAACCGCUUCUGUAUUGUUUUUCGCUUUUAAACGUGUGAAACAUGUCUAACACAACAGUCAGACAGAAGAGAACCGCUCUGAAAGUCGCCAAGUCAUCCAAAACACUGAAUGUAUCUUCUGGAGUAUUUCGUGUGAAUCAAAGCAUCACAAAGAGCAUCAACCCUUCAAUCAGUGGAAAGAGCUUCAGCUCAGCAAGUGACAGUAAAGUUCUGGACAAGAGCUUGGCCCAAACACCAAAACACACUGUACAGGUGUUUGAUGACCAUGGGCAGGACGUCACUCCUCACCCAUUAUUUAUUCCAGAUCCUGGGGUUUUACAACCUAAACAAGGAAAGAUAUUCCCUGCACAUGACACAUCAUGGACUACCGUGACAGACUUUCCCUCGAUAGCCUUCCAGACCACCAACGCAAGCUUUACUGGACCAUUUACAAAGUCUUUUUUCGGGAGUGUUUCAGCAUCCAGAACAAGCCAGACAACAGAAUCAGUGACUGAUGAAACUAAAGACUUGUUAGUGAAACCAGACUUGUCCAGUAGUCUUUCAGAUGUUCAGGCUCGCAGAGAGGAGGUGAAAGAGCAGGUCAGGGAGGACAUUAUAGACAGGGUGGUGGAUUCUUACCUGACUGAGACGGAGACCAUCUGGCUGCUGGACAUUCCUGCUGUGUCUGUGUCAGAAGAUUCAGAGGACGCUGAAGCUAUCAAGGAGAGAAACCAAGCUUACACAGAACUGUGCAAAAGCAGACUGGGCAAUGAUAAGUAUGUGGAGCGAUCAAUGCAAACAUUCAAUGAUGCGCCAAAGACGAAGGAGGUCCAAAGUGAUAGCAUUACAAUGGUAGACAAAGCUGUCAUGUCCACCACCUGGUACAUGUAUGAUUCAUUCUGCAAUAAAGGUGAUGUCAGUGAAAACAUUGUGGUGUCUGCUGAAGGAAAUAAGGCGAUUGUCCCAGACUCCUCCUCAAUGAGUCCCCUCUUGAACCCUAGUGGUCCUGACCAGAGCAUGUCUGUGUUCAGCACCAUCAGCACAGUCAGUGGCUCAAGUGCUUAUCUUGAAAAGAUGACUUGUGUGCUUCCGGUGGAGGAAGAGCCAGACCUUGAGCUGAUCUUACAGUCGGACAAGUUCAAGCAGGAUCUGGCCGUGAUGGAAAGAGUGGUUCUGGCCAAUAUCUUCCAGCCCAAGCUUGCUGCAUACAGACAGCUGCCUGUAAUAGAGGACCCAGACUGUGUGGAGGCACAAACAGAGGAGGAAAGCUGGACAGAGCAGUCUAAAAACCCCCUCAGCCCAUUUCUUGAGCAUCUCUGGGUCUUCAAGUGUGAACUCACCGAGGGACGAAAUGUUAGCUGUAUGACCUGGAACAAGAAAAACCCAGAUCUUCUUGCUGUGGGAUAUGGAGAGCUUGAUUUCAAGGAUCAGAAACCUGGCCUUGUGUGCUGCUGGUCUUUGAAGAACCCCACGUGGCCUGAUCGAAUCUUUCAUUGUGAGAGUGGAAUCACUGCACUGGAUUUCUCAGCUUGUAAUCCCAGUCAGUUGGCAGUAGGAAUGUAUGAUGGCACCAUUGCCAUCUAUAAUGUGCAGACCACAGAACAAACUCCCAUCAUUGACAGCAGUGACUGCGCCAACAUGCACGCGUGUCCGGUGUGGCAGCUCAGAUGGGUUGAUCAUGACACAGGUCUGGCUGGAGAGGAUCAAGGGGAAAUGCUCAUCUCUGUUUCAGGUGAUGGAAGAAUCAGCAAAUGGAUCCACUACAAAGGCCUGGAAUGUGUUGAUCUGAUGAAACUAAAGUCGCCUAACAUGAUAGUCAACAAGCAGCGCUGGAACCCGAAGAUCUUAUCCCUGGCUCCGGGGCUGUGCUUCGAUUUCCAUCCUAAUGAUUCAAAAAUCUACCUGGCUGGAACGGAGGAGGGUCAUAUUCACAAGUGCUCUUAUUCAUACAACGAGCAAUUCUUGGAAACGUACAAAGCCCACACAGGUCCGGUAUACAAGGUUACAUGGUCCCCAUUCUGUCCAGACGUUUUCCUAAGCUGUUCUUCAGAUUGGACUAUUUAUCUGUGGAGACAGGACCUUACCAAGCCCGUGCUGGGUUUCACCGCUGGUCAGAAGGUUGUGUUUGAUAUCAAGUGGUCCCCACACUGUGCUACUGUCUUUGGAGCUGUCCGUGAGGGCAAGGUGGAGAUCUGGGACCUGAGAGUCAGCAGUCUGGACCCGACGAUUGCGAGCGUGACCAGUCCAGGAGUGAAUCCGACGGCUCUGCUGUUCACCCCGGAGACAGACUGUGUUCUGGUGGGGGACAGUGAGGGGCAGGUCACUGUGUACAAGCUGAAGAACCUCCCUGCUGGAGACAGCACACAGGUGGAGGCGUUGGAGGAUGUAAUUCGGACCACACUGUCCAGUCAACACACAUUAGGAAAGACUGACAGAGAUGCAUAGGAGGGUCAGGCUGUUUGUCUUUCCCGCUCCAUCAUCAUCAUUUAUAUUCUCUGCCAGACUGAGCGACUCUGCCUGUUGCACACUGCUUGUUUGUGCUUCUUUGUAGGAAUAAAAAUACUCCUACAAAACAUUGAGAAAUCUUUUUUUGGUAAAAGUUAACAAUAUUAUGGUGUGGUGAAUUAUUUUUGAUUUUGAUUUGGUGAAUGUUUUUGUUAAGCCUUUGGUCAUUAUGAGUACAUUUACAUUUAGUCAUUUAGCAGACACUUUUAUCCAAAGCAUCUUACCAAUGAGGACAAUGGAAGCAAUCAAAAUCAACA